Messenger RNA from Papaver somniferum (opium poppy), 822 nucleotides. Its product is annotated as proline-rich receptor-like protein kinase PERK9. The transcript has a single exon. Bases 1 to 822 code for a protein of 273 amino acids. NCBI's taxonomy places the organism in Eukaryota, Viridiplantae, Streptophyta, Magnoliopsida, Ranunculales, Papaveraceae. The record is from RefSeq and is a predicted model, not a curated record.
AUGGCUGAUCGCCAUCGGGUUCCUUAUCAGACUCCGCCAUCGAGCCCCUACAGAUCUCCAUAUAGAAGUCCUGAUAUUUCUCCGCCAAAAGAUGGUCCGCCAAGGCCUUCGCCGCCAGAUCCACGAGCCCAGAAAGUUCCAUCAUCUUCGGGUCCAAGGGUCUCUAUUACGAAGAAAGGAGAUCCACCGAAAGGGUCGCAGUAUGCGGUUAACCGUCCAGUGGAUAACCCCUCUUCUCAGCGUGCUGAUCCGAUGGGUGUGCAACAACCUUCUCCCCAGCGCACUGAACCAUUAAAUGUUCAUCCUCUUCAGUCCCUACCGCCUCAGACGUCGAUGCAGUCGAGACCUAGAGCUUCGCAAUCCAUUCCUUUGGUGAAGGAGUCUUCUUCAAAAUCUACAAUGCCCCUAGCGGACCCUCCGAGGAAUCCACCGGUUAAAAGGAAAUGCUCUGAUUUAAAUCUUCCAAAAGCGAAGAAGCCGUUGGUGAAUGAGCCCGGUGACUCUGAUGUUUUUCAGAUGAUACGAAACAUUUCGGUGGGGAAGAAGAAAGUCACUUUCAAGCAUGUGGAUCUCGAAGCGUUCAAGAAGAAGCAUGGCCUCGAAGCUUUUGAUGUUAAGUUCUUUGCGCAAGAUGAUGAUCUUACCUAUCAUAUGAUCGUGAAUUAUAAGUAUGAUGAAUUUCAUUUGCUGACUACUAUGGGAGCCUUCGAGGCGGGUUUGAUGCUACUCUUGUAUAGCUCGGUGAUUCUUUCUAUUAUGACGUUCUGGCCGAUUGCGAAGGUUCCACUCAUAAUACUCAUUGUCGUUCGGUGGUUCAGCUAA